This is a messenger RNA of Aureobasidium uvarum, 828 nucleotides long. The record is from the annotation of a GenBank genome assembly. Lineage: Eukaryota; Fungi; Ascomycota; Dothideomycetes; Dothideales; Saccotheciaceae.
CCGCUAGCUACUCAGAAUGUCGCCCGCUCUGUAUUUUCGCGCCAACGAUCCACCACUACCGAAUCAGCAACCGAGAAAUUGAGUCCGCGAUGGUUGGGACAUGUCAAGCAGCGAUUGGGAAAGUGCAUGAUGUUCGGGAUGAAGCCUGAGCAAGUGGCCAGAGCAGGUACCGUGCUAGAAACGGUAGCAAGAGAUUGGCGAGAAUUGGUUGCUGGCAGCGAAGGCUUCUUGACCUCGGAGGAUCGCAGGNGGUUCUAUCGUCAUGCGGUCGUCUGGGGAGAGAUGGAUAGCAUGNCUGAGAGGACAAACAGUCAUGUCAACAACGUGAUGUACAAUCGCUAUGCCGAGUCUGCUCGCGUCAAUUGGACCAGAAACUUUGCCGUGGAAAUUGAUCCCAAGCACAAAAAAGAGUGGACUGAACUCAUGACGCCUAAGAGUCUAGGUCUGAUUCUGAGAUCUAUCACCACCAACUACAAGUUUCCGAUGAAAUGGCCUGAUCACAUUUCGGUAUACCACAAACUCGCAUCCGAACCGACAGCAGAAACCGACUCUUUCGUGUUAGACGUGGUCAUCAUGUCUGAACUGCAGCAACGGCCAGCAGCACGCUGUGUGGAAGACAUAGUCGUCUAUGACUAUCGGGCGGGUAAAAAGGCACCUUUGUUGCCAUUCAUGGUAGAUGCCUUUCGCAAAACUUGGAAGUUGCAAGAGGAAGCAAAAAAAGAAANNAACAGUGAGAAGGUCAGACAGUUGCUCGACGAGGUUAGAGCGCUUGAGAAAGAGACUUGGGACAGGCCUGACGCUGUGGAAGACAUGNGUGUUGCUGGGCAA